Molecule: messenger RNA, 2381 nt
Organism: Drosophila novamexicana
Lineage: Eukaryota; Metazoa; Arthropoda; Insecta; Diptera; Drosophilidae
Product: zinc finger BED domain-containing protein 1
Exons: 3
Coding region: 151-2202 (683 amino acids)
Molecular function (GO): DNA binding
Source: RefSeq, a predicted model, not a curated record
GAACGAAGCGACCAAGGAAAAGGAACUAAAUGAACGAGCAUUAAGGAGUUCCACGCUCGCUCAAUUGAACCACCCCACUGAACUUAUUCCAAACGAUUCGAUACAAUUGUAUAUUCAGAAAUCGAUGCUAAACAACGUAGACAACCAAUAAUGGCGCGUAGUAAAAUUUGGAAAUACUACGAUAAAAUAAAUCUUCAAACAGCACAAUGUUUGCUUUGCGAGAAGAUAAUCAAAACCUGCGGCAAUACCUCCAAUCUGAUGAAGCACAUGAAGACCCAUCCACAAAUCGAUGUGAAUGACCACGAUUCUAUUGUGGUGCGCGGCAUGCUCAAACGGGAGCCAAAUCCCAUCAAGAGCCGUGGCAGAAAAAUGCUCAAGUAUGCAUCCAUUAAAAUAAAAUCGGAACCAAAGGGAGAAAUAGAAGCCGACCCAGUCGGACCCGACAUGGAUGUGAACAUUAUCGAGCUGGUGGACGCAGAAGCCCAUGCUGCCGUUGAAAGCGUUGUAAAUGAAGAAACCUAUGCCAAUUGGGCUGCGGCUGAAACAGAAUCUGCCGCUGAGACAGCCAGCGCUGAGGACAUUAUUGAAUUUGAGCCAAAGGAGGCACAAGAUCACAACGAUCAAACCGCCGCAUUGUACCAAACGCUGCAACAAGACGAACAGCAGCCCGAAGUGCAGUUGAUGGUCAGCAAUUUCCAAACGUCUCACAAUACUGCUUACCAGGACAGCCUGGCCUAUUUUGUGUGCCGCGACAAACAGCCGCUGCACAUAAUACAGGGAGAGGGCUUCAAACGUUUAGCUCAAGUGCUCUGCCCCGCCUUUCAGUUGCCCAGCGUUGAUCAACUGGGCGCCCACAUUGGUCAAAAAGCACAACUGCAAACGGCGCAGUUGCGCCAACACUUUGCCCACUUACAAACGCUUUCGCUAAGCUGCGCCAUUAACACAACGGUCGAGCAGCAGAGCAGCUACCUAGAGGUGACUGCCCAUUAUUACGAUGGCGUGCAUCGUCGGGCACGCACACUCUCCGUACAAGCGCUGCCAGCACAGUAUAAUGCCAGCAAUAUUGUGGAGCGUUUGGAGCGCGUUUGUCAGCGAUUUGACAUAGAUAAGUCGAAAAUCGUUUGUAUUGUGAGUCGAAGCAGCCGUUUGCUGGAGAACGCUGUCGCCUCCCUGCUGGGUAGCCAGCGGCAUGUGCCAUGCUUUGCUCAUUUGCUGGAGACGUUGUUUGAGCUAGUGGUGCAGCGGCAGGAGUUUAGUGCACUCUGUGACAAGGUGCGCCGUUGUGUUGCUUACCAUCUUAGCAGCUGCAGUAAUUUGGUCGCAUCGCAGAUUCAGUUGGAUGUAACCGGACGCGCAAUAAGCACUUACGAGAUGUUGGAACGUUAUGUCAGGCACGCAGCUCAGUUGCAGAAAGUACAGCCUUUGGAUCCGGCGCUUAUGCUGACGGCCAGUGAAUUGGAGCUGGCUGGAGAGCUGCUUGCCGUGCUAGCGCCUUUGGCUAGUGCGGUACGUCAAUUGUGCGGCUCAAGCAUCGUUUCAUAUCCUAGUGCUAGCAAUGCGCUGCCCAUAGCUUACACCGUGCUCAACGAAAUGAAGCAGCCGGAGAACGCCGAGCAGCAGCAUCAAGUCUCGUAUGACAUUCGCCUAUUUGUCAUUCGACUUCUGGAGGAGCGUUUUGAGGGAAUGGAAAAGAAUACACAACUGGCUCUGUCCAGUCUGUUGGAUCCGCGCUUUCGCAAUAUGCCGUUCCAGAGCGCCUCACUGGUGGCCAAAUAUAUGACACAGCUGUACGAUCUGUACGAGGAGAAGGGCGGUGCUAUUGCCGCCGAAUCUGGCGAAGAAGCUAACACGGAAAGUUACGACAUUUGGGCGGCAUACAGGGCAUUCUCCCACGAGAAACACAAACAUAUUACUAUGAAUGGUGAAAGCGAAAACAUGGAUGAAAUUUCCAGCUAUUUUUGCACAAACAUUAGCAGCUUACAAACGGAGCCCUUGCUGUUAUGGAAGGAUCUUUCUCAGUUUCAUCCGUUUCUUCACAGUUUGGCUAAAAAGUAUAUGCACAUACCGGCUUCGGCAAUACCACCAGCUCGCAUAUUUACAGCCUAUGGGGAAGAAUUCGCACAGCAUCGCAAACUCAUGGGUGAGCACAUGAGCAACAUGCUCUUAAUGGCGGAUUGCACACAGGAAGAGUGGCAAUUAUAGUACAUAAACAUCUAUUAAAAAAAUAUUUUAGAAAAUUUUUAUCAAUAUUAAGAUAUAAUAUUAGUAGCAGACACGUGUCAAUCAUAUAUGUUGGACAAAUUUUUAGGAUGUGCAGCAGAUAUCGUGUAAUGAGUCAAUAGAAUUUUAUUUUAUUUAUUAGAACUAAGCCCGGUAAACUC